Messenger RNA from Leptonychotes weddellii (Weddell seal), 5071 nucleotides. The record is from RefSeq and is a predicted model, not a curated record. Lineage: Eukaryota; Metazoa; Chordata; Mammalia; Carnivora; Phocidae.
GCCUGUGGGUUCUCCAAACCGCACCCCAACAUGGACGGGCAGCACUCGGAAAAGCCACACAGCCACAGCACGGCUGAUAGGACGUCAUCAACCAUGUCCCAGAACUCCAGAUUCUCCUCCCAUGUCUCCAGAUCCACAAAGGACCUAUCUUGCAUGAAGGUACCUCAGGACCCUGCUCACAGGGACAGACAGGCACACCCCACCACCAUCCUGCUCUGCAAGUCACAGAGCAGCCAGGCUGCUCUUGUGCCCAAGGAGCACAAGAUGUUCAUGGAGGAAGCCUAUAAUGCAGCUAUUUGCUUCAAGAUGCUCCGAGACCUGAAUAGUUCAGACCCCCUCCACCUGAAGUACAUCAUCAAGAAGAUCAAGAACAUGGCUUAUGGGGCCCCCAACCUGGUGCUGGAAACCAUCCAUGACUACUUUGUAGACAACCCUGAGAUCUCCUCCCGCCACAGGUUCCGGCUGUUCCACAUCCUGGAGGCCGUCAUUGAAGCCAGCGACUCCCUGGAGGAGGCCUGGGAGAAGUCGUUCAUGCAGCUGGCCCUGGAGAACAUGACCAAGUCCACGGAGAUGGAAGAGGCGUACCAGGACGCAGCCAGCAAUGUGCUGCUGGCCAUCUGCAGGCACUCGUGGCGGGCGGUGGCCCAGCACCUGGAGACCGAGGUCCUGACGGGCGUCUUCCCGCACCGCAGCCUCCUCUACGUGAUGGGCAUCCUGACCUCUAACGAGGCAAUCUUCAACCAGGGAGAGAAGGCAUGCUGGGAAGAGCAGCUGGCCCAGAUGGCUGUCAAGUCGGUCCAGUUCCUGAACACAGACGUGUGGUCCAAGGAGCUGCUGUUGGCACUCACCAAGCCUGACCAGACACAUCAGGAGCAGCCCCCAGAGAAGGCUUUUCUGUUCAUCUACUAUGGGCUGAUCCUUCAAGCUGAGGACAACAGCACCUCUGUCAGGACACACGUGAGAACCCUCCUGGACACGUCCCACCAGUGGCCCAAGCAGAGGGAGGGUAUCGCGCUCACCAUAGGGCUGGCCGCAGUGCGCCACCUGGACCACGUCUGGGCUGUCCUGGAGGAGUUUGGCCGGAGCAUGCCCAUUAGAUGGAGCCUCCACAGCUUCUGCCUGAAGAAUUCAGAGGACCUGCAAUGGAAGUGGGCCAGCAGCACCAUCCUCCUCGCCUACGGUCAGAUGGCGGUCAGGGCCAAGGCGCACAUCCUCCCGUGGGUGGACAACAUCUUGUCUCGGAUGGUCUUCUAUUUCCACUAUAGCUCCUGGGACAAGACCCUGAAGGAGAGCUUCCUCACUGCUGUCCUCAUGCUGGUGGAGGCCAUCAGCCACAAUGAGGGGGCCCACAGCUACGAGUUCUCCCAGAUCUCUGAGCUCCUCGAGUGUCUGAUGGUGUUGGUGGAGAAGGAACCCCAGGACACGCUGUGCACGUCAACUCGCCAGCAGACCAUUCACAUCGUGUCCGGCCUCUGUAAGCUGCGGCCGCCCCUGGACUUGGAGAGGAAGUCACGGAUUCUGUCCGUCUGCCUCCACAGCGUGUUGGCCCUGCCACAGCUAGACGUCCUGGAGAAACACACCUGUCUCUUUCUAGAACCGCCCAACGUACAGACCCUCUACAACAAGACCUCGGAGGCCCUGGACCAGAUGCUGCAGAGCUUCAUCAUACAGAACCCCACGGCCGACGAGCUGCACUUCUUGCUGUCGCACCUGUACCUCUGGCUGGUGUCGGAGAAGGCACACGAGCGGCAGCGGGCUGUGCACAGCUGCAUGGCCCUUCUCAGAUUCCUGAGCCACAACCCCUACCUGGAUCCAAAAGAGGACUUCAGGCGGAUUGGGCAGCUGGUGGGCAUGCUGGGGAUUUUGUGCCAGGACCCGGACAGGGCCACCCAGCAGUCCAGCCUGGAAGGGGUAGGCCACCUCUACCAGCUCCUGAUACGCCAGAGAGCGAGGGAAACUCCAAAGGUGGAGGUGCAGGCCCCCGAGCAGCUUUCCCAGGCCAACGUGGAUGGGGCUCCCGUCUGGAGCAGUGGAGACCAGAAGACAGCUCCCACCACCUCUCAGGAGAUGGCAUUCCCGAAGGAUGGCAUCCUCCAGCUUGGCAGCUCCCAAGUCAUCAAGGAGGUCAUGAAGCAUCUCACGAUGGUAGAGCUGACCGACCUCAUCUGGACAGCCAUUGACGGCCUGGGCUCCACCAGCCCCUUCCGCGUUCAGGCAGCCGCCGACAUGCUGCUCACCACCAUCAAGGAGCAUGGGUCCAGCCUGGAGACCGUUGCCAACCUGGGCCGGGCCAUCCACUUGCAGCUCUGCUCUGUCCGCAUCCCCCAAGCCAAAGAAAAUGCUCUGCACGCCAUCACCCUGCUAGCCCGGAACCACACACAGGAGUUGGUGGCCACCUUCCUGGACUUCUCCAUACCCCUGGACAGCCACGCCUUCCGCUUGUGGAGGGCCCUGGGGGCCGAGCAGCCCGUGAGCCGCCUGGUACUGGCCAUGCUGCUGGCCUGGCUGCGGGAGCGGCCACUGCCCGCCGGGGCCAGAGACGGCAGCCCCCAGCCCAAGGACAAGCCCCGCCUGCGCUCGCUCGCUGCCAUGAACACCCUGCAUGAGCUGCAGUUUGCCCGCGAGUUCAAGAAGGCGGUGCAAGAGGCCUACCCCGAGAUGCUCCUGGCCCUCCUCACCCAGACGCACUACAUCUUGGAGCUGAACCUGCUGGAGGAGCCCCAGCCCGGCCAGAAGGCCCCCGAGGCGGCCACGUCCAGCCCGCAGAGCUGUCCCACGUCCCUGGAAGCGCUGAAAAGUCUGCUGUCCACCACGGGGCACUGGCAGGACUUUGCACACCUGGAGCUGCAGGGCGCCUGGAAGCUCUUCACCACCAUCCACACCUACCCGCAGGGCGUGGGUCUCCUGGCCAGGGCCAUGGUGCAGAACCACUGCAAGCAGAUCAAGGCAGUGACCGGCCUGCUGCUGCCCAGCCUGCAGAGCAAGGAGGAGCGGGAGAGGAAGGCGGCCAUCCUCAUCCUCACUGAGUUCCUCUACAGCCCUGCCCUGCUGGAGGUGCUCCCCAGACAGGCUGCCCUGACUGCGCUGGCCCGAAGCCUCAGGGACCCCAGCCCUGAGGUCCGUGUGUUGAGCCUGCAGGGCCUAGGAAACAUCCUUUUCCACCCAGAGAAGGGAAGCCUGCUCCGUGGACAGCUGCCGCCCUUCCUCGACGGCUUCUUCCAGAACAGCGAGCAGGUGGUCGUGCAGGUCAUGGGCACCGUGUCGGACAUGCUGCACCGCCUGGGGGCACACGGUGCGGGCGCCCAAAGCCUCGGGGUCGCCAUCAACGCCCGCUUCUUUUUUGAUGACGAGCGGGAUGGGAUCCGAGCGGCGGCCAUGGCAUUGUUCGGGGACCUGGUGGCAGCCGUGGCGGGCAGGGAGCUAAGCGGCCUGCGGACCCAGGUACACCAGAGCAUGGUGCCCCUGCUCCUGCACCUGAAGGACCGCUGUCCGGCGGUCGUCACGCAGGCCAAGUUUGCCCUGUACCGCUGCGCGGUGCUGCUCCGGUGGCCCCUUCGGCACACCCUGUUCUGCACUCUGGCCUGGGAGAGGGGCCUCAGCGCCCGCCACUUCCUCUGGACCUGCCUGAUGACGCACAGCCAGGAGGAGUUCGGCAUCCACUUGGCGCAGGCCCUCCGCUCCCUGCACAGCCGCCACCAGCACGUCAAGACCUGGGCGGCGCUCUUCAUAGGUCACACCCUCUGCUACCAGCCCCAGGCCGUGUGCCAGAUGGUGAACAGUGCAGACACAAACCUGCUGUUCUCCACUUUUGAAGAUCUCAAAAAAGACCCAGAGCCCGGCAUCCGGGAAUUUGCCACCAGACAGUUCUCCUUCCUUCAGAAGGUGGCAGCCAGACCGCAGUGACCUCCAGCCAUCCUCCCUCACCCUCCUCUUCCUCUCCUGUGCCCCCCCCGAAUCGGUCAGCCCCGCCCUGUCCACACAGAGCUGGGUUGCAUAACAGUUUUCCAUUUGAAAGAAAGAUCUAGAUUCAACAAAGAAGCGUCACACCUGUCUGCUCCCUGCCCACCACCUCAUGGCCCCAGAAGACGAGGCAAGCCCAGGGGACACUGGCAGGCCUAGGGGACAGGGGGCAGACCAGGUCUCCCAGAGACAAACUGUGAAGUCUGGGCAGCGUCCCGCAAAUGACAGCUGUGGAGGUCAGGGGGACUCCACCUGACCAGAGCCCAUGCCAUGGCCCGCUGGCGUCCUGAGCGCCGAGAAGGCCCUCCAAGGGCAGCCACAGGGGGAUGGAGCCAUUCACCAGGACUCCCCCCACACCUGAGUCUUCAGUCUGUCUCUUGCCUGGAGCUCUAGAGUCACCAAGGGGCUGGCAAUAGGGAAACGGUCCCUUGGCGGGCCUCCCUCCAGGGGACUCCAGGUCUCCCUCCACCCUGACCCCUAUCCUCGUGGGCACCUGAGGUUCACAGCAGACCCAGCCUGGGUGGGAGCCAGACCUUCCCGGCGGGGCCCGCAUGAGCUAUGUGGCCUGAGGCAACGGUCUCUGUCCGCUCUGCCUCAGCUACUCCAUCUGGAAAAUGGGUAGUAAGGCCUUCCUCCUGAGAGCCCUCCCAGGGCUGAGUCCAGAGGAGGUCCCUCCCUGGCAGGGACCCCCACCUCCCAGGCAGCCACCUGGAGGCCCGCCUGACCUUCAGCCAGGUCCUCCCUUUUCAGCCUUGGUUUCCCCACAUGUGAAAUGGGCAGGUGGGUCUUUCCCUUGCCUGCUGAAGUUCCUCCUAGGGCCUCACCCCCAGGCUGGCCCUCUCAGGACCCCCACCAGCUGGCCCCUCACCAGCCUUAUCCGUCACGUGCCCACACUGACCCCUCCACACCUUUGCUCAGGAAGCUCUUUCCACCUGCAGCACCUUCCCCACUCUCUCCCACCUGGGGGCCUCCACACUGCCCCCUCCUCUGAGGACGAGCCCCACCAGAGGGAGCCCCCACCCCAACCCGUCCUCAGCCCCGGAGCCUGAGCCACCCCUCCCUUGCACCAGACACACUCCAGGCUUUCACCCACCCCACCCCCCAGAGUCUG